UGAGGGCGUCCUGCGCAGGCGCGCGGGGCGGGGCGCUCGAGGUGCGCAUGCGUCGCGCAGGAAACGUCCCGACGCGCUCCGUGGGCGCCCGGCUGUGCGCGCGGGAAGAUGGCUGAGCAGGUGCCCAAGUCUGUGCUGUUCGUGUGUCUCGGUAACAUCUGUCGGUCACCCAUUGCAGAAGCCGUUUUCAGAAAACUCGUCACCGAUCAAAAGCUUUCAGAUAACUGGGUCAUUGACAGUGGCGCUGUUUCUGACUGGAACGUGGGCCGGUCACCAGAUCCGAGAGCUCUGUGCUGCCUCAGAAAUCAUGGCAUUAACACAGCCCAUAAAGCACGACAGGUUACCAAGGAAGACUUUGCCACAUUUGAUUAUAUACUGUGUAUGGAUGAAAGCAAUCUGAGAGAUUUGACUAGAAAAAGUAAUCAGAUUAAAAACUGCAGAGCUAAAAUCGAACUCCUUGGGAGCUACGACCCGCAGAACCAGCUCAUCAUCGAGGACCCGUACUACGGCAACGAGUCGGACUUCGAGGCCGUGUACCAGCAGUGUGCCAGGUGCUGCCGGGCCUUCCUGGAGAAGGUGCGCUGACGCCGCGGGCCUGCGCUUCCUGGGGCCCCACACGCAAUAAAGGGGUUUCCUCCAC
Canis lupus familiaris (dog) is the source of this 640-nucleotide messenger RNA. It is a transcript of the gene ACP1, whose product is annotated as acid phosphatase 1. The coding region runs from base 109 to 585 and encodes 158 amino acids. Gene Ontology annotation, molecular function: acid phosphatase activity; non-membrane spanning protein tyrosine phosphatase activity. The transcript is spliced from 6 exons. Gene Ontology annotation, biological process: protein dephosphorylation. NCBI's taxonomy places the organism in Eukaryota, Metazoa, Chordata, Mammalia, Carnivora, Canidae. The record is from RefSeq and is a predicted model, not a curated record. Gene Ontology annotation, cellular component: cytoplasm.